Messenger RNA from Symbiodinium natans, 2208 nucleotides. Lineage: Eukaryota; Dinophyceae; Suessiales; Symbiodiniaceae. The record is from the annotation of a GenBank genome assembly.
AUGCUAUGGUUCAGUUUGCUGGAGGCGACCUCACUCGGGCAGGCAGGCGCGCUCCGGAGUGCAGAGCGACUGCUAGGUAUGAAGAGCUUGUGCUUCAUACCCGACGUAAACCCUCAGAUGUGCUUGCACAUCAUGGUCCUGCUGACAGCCCCUGUGGUUGCUAAUUACGUCGUUUUUCACAUCCAGAUGUUGGUGAUUCGUACCAUGUGGACUAUCUCUAGGCAUUCUCGGAAUGUUUUCAAGCGCAUGGUGAAUGGCAACAUCGGAAAAGCCGCUCUGAUGUCUCUUUUCGAUGAUUUGCCUUGGGCGCCCAAGCAAGACUUGCGCAAGGAGGCGUUUGAGAAGCUGUACUCGCAAGCACGAGCGGAGCUCACACGCAUCCUGCAUGAAAAUGAUGCUACCAAGCGCAACAAAGUCCGUGCAGUGUUUGAUUUGGCAUCAAAGAAUGACGUGAGCCUCAGUCGCAAACAUCGUGAUGCAAAAGAUGCAGGCAAGCGAAAUCCAGCACCGGAAGAGCCCCGCAAGGGCCCUGCCAAGAAUCAGAGGUUGCAGCCACCAAAGGACCGAGUUUCCAUGCAGGAAGCCUUGCAGGACGGUGCCAUGGUGAAGGCUCUGAGUGACGGAGUGUGGUUGCAGCAUGUUUCCCUCGACAAACCCAACCCCAAGGGCGCUUUCUUGUUCUUGGAUGCGGACCAGGCCGAGUUGUUCCUUCAGCACUUCGCGGGUUCAAAGAACCCAGAGCCUUUGUUGAUGGUUUCAGAGUUCACGCCCACGGCGGAAAUGGAAAGAUACAUGCCCUCCACCAACCUCUUCAUCCCUGUCGAGCGUGGAGGACACAUGUCGUAUGUGCAGGGCUUUUACUGGCAGGUGGGAGAACAACCCCUCACCCUUCCAGCACAGCCACCAAAGGUUGACAUCACGCCCAUUUUGAAGGAAACCGUCAACCUGACCAUGUCUAUCCACCAGCGGUUUUGCACGCAGGACAUGUGGAAAGAAGCCUUUGGAGUUUUCCGUACCUCCAAGAAUUCUUUUCGGGACUUUGCCCAAACCCUGCUCAAGAAGAAAACGGAGCUACUCUCACAGGACAAGAAGACACCUACCAUCUUGGAUGUGUGGAGUCCACGACUUUACGGAAAGGGAGCCACCCAGAUCCUUUCAGUCCUCUUCAAGGCGCCACAUGAUCAUGAACGUGAAGUAUGGAGACAUUCUGGAUGUGACGGAGUCUUUUUCGAGCAUGCCCACCUUGGUGACCGAGACACCUUGAUGGAGGAGAGGGAAAAGUACAAGGUUGUGCACUACAAGGAUGAAGUUCCGCUGACCACGGCGCUUGCAGAUCUACAGGGUCUUGGGGAUCACAUGGGUUUGGUGUGCACAUCCCGUGGCUUGGGAGUUCGGUGCGAAAAGCAAGCCUUGAGUGCAGUUACAAAGGUGGUGCUUGGUCCCAACGCACUGGUGGGCGCGGAUAUGUUCGUGGUUAAAAAUCUUCCGCUGCACCUUUCGCGUGAUCAGGCCCAGACAGUGCUCAACACCCAGAUGGGCUUCGAGUGUGCGAUUUUGGACUUCUACGUGUACAAGCAAGCUCGCCAUGCCAAGGUGCGAGCACCUAAAGCGCCAGCGCAAACAGCAGUUACGAUGCCCACGCCAUCGGGUGAUUUCUUGGUAGAGAUUCAGCCUGUGGGUACUGUUGCUUUGAAGGCCUCAGGGGCAAAUGAGUUGCCCAACAGUGUCCGCGCCCCGCCCGCGGCAGCAUCGGCAAGAACUUCCACUUUCCCGCCACCUCCCCCGCCAGGGUUCAACAUCACUCAGAUCGGGAAGGGUGCCAUUGGAACCCCGGUGACGAUUCGGGGCCCGCAGCAACGCGCGGCCACUCCACAGGCUACGGCUACACCACAUCGCGAAGUGCAUGAGGUACGGUAUGCGGGCUUGGAGACAAAAUUCCAGCAGCAGGUGCAGAUGCUCACGGACACGGUGCAGAACAUGCAGACAAGCAUUGAACAACUGCAGCUUGCCCAAACGGCCAAGCCGACGCAGGAAGAUGAGGAGAUGACUGAUGAGCGACAUCAAACAAUUCUGGCACGUUUCGACUCGAUGGAUGCGAGGAUCUCCCAGGUGGAACAGAAAGCGGACAGCACAGAUGACCGCUUUCGAAACAUCCAGGGAAUGCUUGAGGAGCUCGUCGCAGAAAAGAGGGCCAAGUUUUCGAAGUGA